Messenger RNA from Cercopithifilaria johnstoni, 693 nucleotides. NCBI's taxonomy places the organism in Eukaryota, Metazoa, Nematoda, Chromadorea, Rhabditida, Onchocercidae. The record is from the annotation of a GenBank genome assembly.
AUGAACGGUGAUAAAAGAAACUGUAUAAUUAGUGAUGACAAUAAUGAUCAGAGUGUGAUAUUAUCACCAACAUUAUCGUCCACCUCAUCCACCUCCAGUAAUGGUCAGCAACGACAACCACAACAGCUAUUGUUACAUUGUCAAAGCCAAGCAACUGAAGAUAAAAAUAAAUGGAGCAAUGAUGAAAUCAUUAAAUCAUCCUUACCAUCAAUGAAAGCUGAAGAGAGCGCAACCGUUGUUCGAAUGAGGAAUAGACCGCUUUCUCAAAUUCAACAACAGGGAACAACAAAUGGUGCUAUACCAGAAACGAAUGAAAACAAUAAAAAUAGUUCGCUUGCUGUGCUACAACGUGGUCUGGAAGUGCUUAACGAAGUUACACCCGAAGAUGAUGGGAAUGAAGAGAUCCGAAGAUUGGAUUCACAAUUGGAUCAUUUGAAUCAUUACAUGGAUAAAGUUGAGGAAAGGAUCAAAAUACACAAUGAAAAACUGAUGAAUACUUUGAAACAUCAAAGAGAACAACGCGAGAAAAGACGUCGUUCUUUUCAUGAACGUAUUGCAUUGAACCAGCAGGAAGAUGAUGAUUUUCAACGACAAAUUUCAACACUCCUAAGUCGUGUUGACAUAUCGAAGAAUCGCGCAUCAAUGUACGAUAUUAUCAGCCAGAUGGAAAUUCCAAAGUCUAACGGACAGUAA